Menidia menidia (Atlantic silverside) is the source of this 534-nucleotide messenger RNA. The record is from the annotation of a GenBank genome assembly. Lineage: Eukaryota; Metazoa; Chordata; Actinopteri; Atheriniformes; Atherinopsidae.
AUGAGAGCUUACCAGCUGGUACGCAUCUCAUUCUCCAUGCAGGAAAACCGACUCCCAUCCACACGUGGAUAUCAUCAUCAGGUGUCAUCUUCUUGUUCCAAAGUGACUCGUAUAACGAAAAGAACAAGACCACACCGCACCAACAGAAUGCGGGAACGGGGUCUUUCCCUUUGUGGAGUAGGUGUGUGGAGUCUACUGCUGUCCCUUUGUCUGGCCUCUUUCACUCAUGCACACCGGAGCCACACAGUGCACGUGAAGGCAGGAACGUGUGAAGUGAUCGCUGCCCAUCGCUGCUGCAACAAAAACAAGAUCGAGGAGAGAUCUCAGACUGUCAAAUGCUCCUGCUUCCCCGGCCAGGUUGCUGGCACCACCCGAGCAAUGCCCUCCUGUGUUGAUGCCUCCAUUGUAGCCCAGAAGUGGUGGUGUCAGAUGCAUCCAUGUAUGGAGGGCGAAGAAUGCAAGGUUCUGCCAGACCUCACUGGAUGGAGCUGCAGCACAGGCAACAAAGUCAAAACCACAAAGGUGACCCGAUAG